Portunus trituberculatus (swimming crab) is the source of this 1477-nucleotide messenger RNA. RefSeq lists its product as uncharacterized. Gene Ontology annotation, cellular component: external side of plasma membrane. NCBI's taxonomy places the organism in Eukaryota, Metazoa, Arthropoda, Malacostraca, Decapoda, Portunidae. Gene Ontology annotation, molecular function: protein binding; carbohydrate binding. Bases 104 to 1381 code for a protein of 425 amino acids. The record is from RefSeq and is a predicted model, not a curated record. The transcript is spliced from 9 exons.
CUUUCCAGGUUUUCGCAUCGUGAGUUUCGCACACAUCAAGAUUUAGAAGAAGAAGCAGUGAACAAUAAGCGAGAGAUUGAAAGAAAGAAAGAACUCAGCGACGAUGAACCUUUCCGUUAUUCCAUUCCUGCUCCUGGCGCUUAUACUCUCUGAUUCAGCUGUUCUGAUGGAAGGAUCUACACCAACGCUCCCAACAUCAUCACCAACAUCAACACCUCUACUACCACUAUCAACAUCAUCAUCAUUACCUUGGAAUGAGACACAACCACCACUACAAACAUCACCACCACCACAACCAUCACUUCUACCACAACAAACGACGGAUGCAACUUCACUGCCUUCGAUAUUACCAUCAUCAGCGUCACCAUCACCACCAUCUACAACAACACCAAGAACAACACCACCAGUGUAUUGGAUGAUGUUUGCUUCUUCUACCUCAGCCUACUCUACAUGUCCUGAGUCUGAUCAGAUCCACUGCGGUACCAGUGACAGAUGCACAAGGAUCAGGUACAUCUGUGAUGGGGACAACGAUUGCGGUGACGGUACUGACGAGUCUUCCGCUCUAUGCAGAGUAUGGAGGAACAACGACUGUGACCGUAACCUGGCUCAAUGCAACCGCCUGGGACGUUCGGAUUGUGUCACCAUCAGCAACUAUUGUACUCUCACCGAUCCACCAUGCGAGGGCACCCUGGAUAUGCGUCUGUGUGUGAUGCUGAGGAACGGCAAGAUUCAGUCUUUGUACUCCAUAGAGUUGCCCACUACCACGUCCAGCACCACCAUGGCACCCACCACGCACUUACCCCUGCAUGUCAUGGAGGAGAUGUGGAGCAACGAAUUUGAGGAGAAAUUAUCCCAAACCAUCAGCCAUCCUGACUGCCCACAACUCUAUACUCGUGUCGGGAACCAGUGUCUUUCUGUUUUCUUUAUUGGGAAUAUGACAUGGCUUGAGUCCCGCGCUUUCUGUCGUGCUAUUGGUGGGGAUCUAUUCACCCUUGGAAAAGAUCUUACUUCCUUCACUACCCUCGUCCAACACCUUACUCUCAACGGAGUGACUGCAGACUUUUGGAUUGGAGGGCGUUUUGUCAAUGAAACAGCAGGAUGGAUGUGGGUGGAUAACACACCACUUACAAUGGGUUCCCCAUUCUGGGCGGUCAGGUAUAACGAAGAUUGCUCAACUCGACUUACACCUUAUCUCAACCGCACACGACCAGCCAAUGACGGAACGUGUUACCACUACCAGCAGGCACCAGCAACAUUAUCAACCCAACAUUGUGUUGCCUCCACCUACCAACAUUACUUCUACCUCACCGAUGAAAACUGCUUCAGCAAGAAGAGCCCUCUGUGCGUUAUGCCUGGAGAGAAAAAGAAACAAGCACAUUAAAUAUCAUGUGUUGUUUUUAGCAACUAUGUUAUCAACCAAUAUGGUCAUUAUAUCUUAAAAUGUGAACAAAAAAUAAACUUCUUUUAAAAAAGUAAA